AUGUUUGGGAUUCUGUUUGGGUGGAGAAAAGCUUCAAAAUGUAAGAAGCUGAUCGAACAAGCUCUGUGCCGGCUUAAGAUGCUCAAGAAGAAGAGAUAUUCAAUUGCUAGACAAUUACGUGAAGAUUUGUUUGAGCUGAUUAGCAAUGGCUAUCAACAGAUCGCCUUCAACAGGGUGGAGCAGCUUGUUAGAGAUGAAAGCUUGAUGGAGGCAUAUGAUUUGAUUGAGAACUUCUGUGAAUUCAUCCUGGUGAAGUUCUCCCAUGUCAGGAAGAACAAGACAUGUCCAGAUGAUCUUAUGGAAGCAAUUUCAAGUCUCAUAUUUGCCUCUGCAAGAUGUGGGGAUUUUCCUGAGCUUAAACCGGUUCGAAAGUUCUUCGAGGAGCGUUACGGACAGCGUUUCGCCAUGGCUGCUGUGGAAUUGCAUCCUGAAAACCUUGUGAAUCCACAGGUAUUAGAAUCCUGUUCAUAG
Cucurbita pepo subsp. pepo (vegetable marrow) is the source of this 471-nucleotide messenger RNA. The record is from RefSeq and is a predicted model, not a curated record. Lineage: Eukaryota; Viridiplantae; Streptophyta; Magnoliopsida; Cucurbitales; Cucurbitaceae.